Messenger RNA from Dissoconium aciculare CBS 342.82, 1926 nucleotides. RefSeq lists its product as uncharacterized. Bases 1 to 1926 code for a protein of 641 amino acids. The transcript is spliced from 2 exons. The record is from RefSeq and is a predicted model, not a curated record. NCBI's taxonomy places the organism in Eukaryota, Fungi, Ascomycota, Dothideomycetes, Mycosphaerellales, Dissoconiaceae.
AUGUCGGGCAACCCAUUUCGGCGGCCGCAGACUGACAAAGAGCACGACGGAGUCGACUCGGAUCACUCGACCCAGUCAGCACGGACGGCCGCGAAGAAGCGAGUCAAGAUCCAGACGCCGCCACGAUCGCCCGAGACCACGCUCGCGCCAUCACAGAACAGCACCCGCCGACCUAUCGCGGGCACCCCGGUACGAGCAAAACCUGGCUUUGCGGAUGGGAGUGACUCCAGUGCGGCAGAGGAUGAUGGUCCUGAAGAGGCGGACUUGAGCAUCAGAUACGGCACACGCGCGGCGCAAGGGAUUUCGGCGACGUCGUUGGCGAGUGGGAAAGGCGCGCCGUACAAUCCUUUCGCGCGAACAUUGGCGACAAGCGAAGCGGAAACGAACUUGCAGAUACAGCCCUCUCCAGGGCGCGACGAGAACAUCCGCAGUGAACAAGGAGUCGAUGCUCGAACCGAACGCCCGAUCCUGGACGUGGACGCAUUUACAAGCAUACUUCUCACCGGAAAGGCUGUACCCACGGCUCCUGUCGACAGGACAUCACCAUCAGCGACAGCUUCAAUAGCACCGACGAGUGGCGGCCUGGACGGCCGUAUAGAUCCCAUGGCGGCCUUUACAAGACAUUCGAUAUUUCAUCAGUCACACAACAUCCACCCCGAGUCGCCUCGGAGCUCGUUCGACUACGAUCGAUCCGAAUCGGAGGAUGACGGAUUCGAGGGCGAUGGCAACAAGCUGAUGGGACGAACCGACUUUCGCUCGCAGGAUAUUGCACCUCAAGCUCCCCCCAAGCCAAAGGUCCGUGGCCCACAAACCGUUUCCUUUGCAGAUUUCGAUCAAUCGAUCCCGCCAGGCUUCCAGUCCACCUCCGGCCGAAGGUCUCCUCCGGUGAACACGCAUCUCCAUGGAAUUCUUCGGCCGACUUAUGCGAGGUCCCCGAGCGAUCUUAACAAGCCGCUCCCGUUACCUCCGCAAGACCCAUUCACAUCGCCAGCACCACCUGCGCCGGCCCCUGAAAAACCAAUCCAACCUAGCGAGGCUGUACCAUCCCCACCGCUACCCGCAACACCCGCUCCUGAGAGCGUGGUUGAACAGACAGGCGUGAAGAAAAAGCCACCGCCACCGCCGGCUACACGACGGCUGGCGGCUAGCUCUGAGCGGCCGCGAGACAAACCGGACUCGAGAUCCGACACAGGCCUCACCGCAGAUCGGCCGCCGGCAGCGACAGACAGGAAAGCAAGCGACGCCACAACAAAAGCGUCAUCCCAGCCGCCACCACCACCACCACCGUCACGCAAAGCCCACUCACCUGCUACUGUACCAACCGUAGAGGCGGAUGUGCAAGUCACGGCCGAGCCGCCCGUCUCGACGGCACCUGAAACGAAUACAACGUCCGACCCAAAGACAACACCUCGGCCUCCGCCACGCCGCCAACCGUCCAGGACAGGAUCGAGCGUCUCGCAAACUCCUCCCGAAUCGAGCGUGCCAGUCCCCAAGGAUGAGGCCGUGGCCGAACCGUCCAAACCACCGCCGCCGGCACCGUCGUCUUCAGCGGCGCCCCCACCUCCACCGCGGCGCCGAGGCGGAGCGUCCUCCAAACGAAACAGCGGCGAGCACAGUCGACGACUGAGCACACACAGCUUCGACAGCGACCGGAACGCCAGCGUCUCAAGCUUACCUUCUUCACGGAAUCUGGAGGCUGUGGCCGACGACGACGAGGCGGUGAUCGAGACACCAGUUGCGGCAACAGCAGCAGCAGCAGCAGCAGCAUCGUCAUCACCAACAGCUCCGGCGCAAUCAACACAGCAGCAGCAAAAACCUGACCAGAGUACUAUCCUCGCCGACAUGUCCGCUUUCCAGGCAGAGAUCGACGCGCUCAUGGCGAAAGCGGACCGCGGCCCGACCGACAACAACAGCGGCAAUGGAUGA